Linum trigynum is the source of this 3204-nucleotide messenger RNA. The record is from the annotation of a GenBank genome assembly. Lineage: Eukaryota; Viridiplantae; Streptophyta; Magnoliopsida; Malpighiales; Linaceae.
CAUUUUCCUCAUCUCCAAAUCGAGCCCAUAUCUCUUCUAUCAAAUCUUAUUGAAGUUGAUUAUUUGUAGAGCGAUUACGAAUUCUUGUAUCAUUGCGAAGAUACUCUUCAUACUCCAGGAGACGAUUAUUUGAAACUGCAGGCAUAGAGACACUAAAGUUGACAUCAUCAUCUGUAUAAUCAAAAUGCCGGAUAUAUGAAUGAAUUAAAGUAAUAAAAAUUUAAUUUUCUAUUAAUAUUUUUAUGUAUAUUUUAUUAUAAUUAAUAAAAUUAGUAUAUGAUACUAUUUACUCCCGUGGAUACAAAAAUAACAAUUAUACUAAUUUAACGCAUGGUCCAUGGAAAUUAAAAAAAAAUCCAAUAAUAAUAAAUUUAUGAUACAUGCAUCCAAAAGUUGGCAUUGAAAUCAUAACAAGAAAAAAAAAAUUAUAGUCAUAAAUUCCACCGUCACUUGCAAUGCCACUUUCACUAGAUGAAAGUUUCUAUUUUUGCAAUAACCACUCACAUGAGUGCAAUGGACAAAUGAAAUUGUAAACUUGGGCCGCGUAAGAAUGAAAGUGGAGAGUUUCUCCGAUGGAGAUGAGAAGGGACACGUGUGCGACAUUUCGCGCCAAGAUUUCCCGCCAACAUAACCAUCUAUCCCGUCUUCUCUAGUUCAGCCUUCCUCCGCUCUCAUUUCAGUCGGCGAAAACAAAUAACAGCAGAAAGAGUAAUUUCUCGGCUAGAAAUCGCAUUAUCCUAUUUCCCGGCGGCGAAGGCGAAAUAUCAACUACAGCGGGAGAGAUAUGUCAGGCUGGGACGAAGGAGCCGUGUACUACAGCGACCAAGCGCAGUUCCCGGAGUCCGGCAACGAUGGCGGCGGCGGCGGGCACAGCCGCCACACCAUCCUCCGGAAGUUGAAGGAGUUCAUCAGAAACUUCGAGACCGACAAGAACGUUUUCCCGUACCGAGAGAGUCUCGUUCACAACUCCAAGUCUCUCUUCGUGCACCUCGAAGAUCUGCUCGCUUUCGAUGCCGAGCUUCCUUCGCUCCUCCGUUCUUCCCCCGCCGAUUACCUCCCUCUGUUCGAGACGGCGGCGGGGGAGGUGCUGCAGGGUUUGAGGUUGAAGAAGUUAAUGGAUGACGGGGAAAUGAAGGAGCCGGAGACUGGGGAAGUUCAGAUACUACUGAGUUCGAAGGAGGAUCCGGUUUCCAUGAGAGCCCUAGGGGCUGAUUACAUUUCCAAGCUGGUGAAGAUAUCUGGAAUCACCAUUGCUGCUUCACGAGUUAAGGCGAAAGCCACAUAUGUGAGUUUGGUGUGCAAGAACUGUCAGAGUACAAAGGAAGUUCCUUGUCGUCCAGGGCUUGGAGGUGCUGUCAUGCCACGUUCUUGUGACCAUGCUCCUCAGCCGGGUGAAGAAGCUUGCCCCAUUGAUCCUUGGAUUAUAGUUCCUGACAAAAGUAGAUAUGUUGAUCAGCAGACCCUGAAAUUGCAAGAGAAUCCCGAGGAUGUCCCUACUGGAGAGCUUCCUAGAAACAUGUUACUUUCUUUGGAUCGUCACUUAGUUCAAAGAAUAGUACCAGGGACAAGGCUGACCGUCAUUGGAAUCUACAGCAUUUUUCAGGCAGCCAAUUCAUCAAAUAACAAUAGAGGAGCUGUUGCAGUUAGGCAGCCAUAUAUAAGGGUUGUGGGGAUGGAAGAAGCCAAUGAAGCCAGUAGUCGUGGUCAUGCAUCCUUUACACAGGAAGAGGAAGAAGAAUUUAGGAGAUUUGCCUCCAGAACAGAUGCUUACGAAGCCAUCUGCGCUAAGAUUUCUCCAUCUAUAUUUGGGGAAGAAAAUGUGAAGAAAGCUGUGGCUUGCCUGCUAUUUGGAGGUUCUAGGAAGAACUUGCCAGAUGGGGUGAAGUUAAGAGGUGACAUCAAUGUGCUGCUUCUAGGAGACCCUUCUACUGCUAAAUCACAGUUUCUCAAGUUUGUUGAGAAAACAGCUCCUAUCGCUGUUUAUACUUCUGGGAAAGGCUCAUCAGCUGCUGGUCUGACAGCAUCUGUGAUACGGGAUGGAAGCUCUCGAGAAUUCUACCUUGAAGGAGGAGCCAUGGUUCUAGCUGAUGGAGGUGUUGUGUGUAUAGACGAGUUUGACAAGAUGAGGCCUGAAGACAGGGUAUCUAUUCAUGAAGCUAUGGAGCAGCAGACAAUAUCCAUCGCAAAAGCAGGAAUUACAACUGUUCUCAAUUCAAGAACUUCAGUACUUGCAGCUGCUAAUCCUCCAUCAGGACGGUAUGACGAUCUCAAGACUACUCAGGAAAAUAUUGAUCUGCAGACAACAAUUCUGUCUCGAUUUGACUUGAUCUUCAUAGUGAAAGACAGAAGAGACAUGAAGCGAGAUAAGAUCAUUGCCAGCCAUAUCAUAAAGGUUCAUGCAUCUGCUGAUCAAACGGCCACAGACCACAAGGUUUCUAAAGAAGAUAACUGGCUCAAGAGAUACAUACAGUUCUGUCGGACAACUUGUCGCCCUCGUCUCUCCGAGUCAGCAGCCACGAGACUCCAAAACGAAUACGUCAGAUUCAGACAGGACAUGAGAAGGCAAGCCAAUGAAACAGGAGAAGCAUCUGCUGUGCCCAUCACAGUAAGACAACUGGAAGCAAUUGUAAGGCUGAGCGAGUCUCUUGCAAAAAUGAAAUUGUCACAGAUUGCAACAGAGGCUGACGUGGUUGAAGCAGUGAACCUCUUCAAGGUGUCCACCAUAGAGGCAGCACAGUCCGGGAUCAACCAGCACGUGACUUCUACCCCCGAGAUUCAGCAAGCCGAAGCUCAGAUAAAGAGAAGGAUUGGGAUAGGAAUGAGGAUAUCUGAGAGGAAGUUGAUCGAUGAUCUCAGCAGGAUGGGGAUGAAUGAAUCCAUUGUGAGAAGAGCUCUAAUUGCCAUGAACCAGAGGGACGAAAUCGAGUACAAGCAUGAAAGACGCAUCAUUGUGCGAAAGUUGUGAACUUAAAAGCCGGCAGAGAAGAUGCUUUUGGAUGGCAACUAUAGGAAGCUUGAAUGUACAAUGUGCAUUGUAGUUUGGCAUGGCAUCAAUCACUAUUUUAGCUACUAUCCAGCAGCGUGUAAUGGAUCAUCUUAGUUACUAGUUAGUUACCUCUUCCUCUUCUAGUCAUUGUCAAACUAAUUAGGCUAUUAUACCAUUUUUAGAAGAUAUUUAUUUGCAAAUACAUAAGAAUCUAAAUU